Messenger RNA from Megalopta genalis, 5595 nucleotides. The record is from RefSeq and is a predicted model, not a curated record. Lineage: Eukaryota; Metazoa; Arthropoda; Insecta; Hymenoptera; Halictidae.
UCGAACGAUCCUGCAGGCAGCAGUUCGCGUACGAUAACGAGAAAUUUCACGAAAAAUCGUGUGACAAGGCCUUCCGAGACGCGUCGUGCUCUGUCGCCAACGUUGACAAAGCGUGCCGCGCGGUUCUAGCGGUUGUCGAUCGCAACGUUUUUCGGCAACCUUCGGACCAGGAAGUCCCGGGCAUGAAGAAACCGUAAAUUCGAAACUUGUCACUGUCGCCAAAUGAUUCGGACGCGAAGAUUCGGUGGAAAGGGAAGAAUUUCCUGGAAGCGUGCCUUCACGGUGGCUGGACACAGCACUUCGCAAUUCUCUUUUCGUCCCGCUCGCCAUCGCCCACGCCACAGUCAUCUUCUCCCCUCGACUUUGUGCAUCAGCACGCUUUGCACAAAAGUUCUUCGUGUAGUUAGUCCGUGCCUGUCCGUAACGAGAGCGCCGAGGCUCUUGUGCUCUGUGCGCGAAUCGCGCCGCUUCUUCGUUUGUGAACGAACAGUGGCUGCAGUGAUAUCUUCCCCUUGCAGGAUAUCGGAUCUUCAGCGAUCGUUUCCAACCGGAGGAUAACACGAGGGUUCGACGAGUAACGCGAACUCGAAAGUAGGAGGGGCUUCGAGGAUCUCGGGGGUUGGCGAUCUUAAAAUGCGGGGCCGGCAUCCAAGGUCGUAGACCAAGGUCCAAAUGCGCGAUGGUUAAACCACCGGAAGGUGGAGGCCUCUUUGCAGCCGGCUGGUUUCUGGCACUGUGUUGGGCCAGUGUCAGCGGCCAGCUGAGCGCCGAGUACGGGUGUCCUACUCAGGAGAGGAUCCUACCUUGUAGAUGCUCCACUCGCGACAUGGAGAUCCAGAUCUGGUGCAGUCACAGCGAGUUACCAAAGGUUCUCGAGGGCCUGAAAGCGGUGAGCCACUACCUGGACCGGCCGGUGGACGAGCUGAUCCUGGAGAACAACAAUCUACCUAGUCUACCGGGCAAAGUGUUCGCCACUUUGCGCGUUCUCCGGCUGAUGUUGCGGAACAAUCGCCUGGAGAGAGUGUCUUCGGGCUGGCUGGAGGGUUUGCACGAUUCUUUGUUGGAAUUGUUCGUCGUGGAGCCGGACCUGCGAUCCCUGCCGGUGGACAGCCUCGAGAAUCUGCAAGGUCUGGAGGCGGUGACCUUGCAGAGUCGGGUGAUGAAGAAGCUGCCGAAGUUCUCCGGCCUGCCGAAGCUCAGAUACCUUCAGAUCAACUCGCCGGCUCUGCUGGAGCUGGCUCCGAGGAACUUCCGAGACCUGCCCAGCCUGGAGCAGCUUCACGUGUUCGGCAGCUCGCGGCUGAUACGCUUGGAAGCGGGUCUGUUCCGAGGCCUGCCGCGGCUCGAGCUGGUGAACAUCACCGAUUGCGGGGUCCACUGGGUUCAUCCGCGGACGAUGAUCGAUCUGCCGGAGCUGAAGGAACUUUCGUUGGUGGGGAACUCGAUCGUCGAUGCCGGGAUGAUCGGCCGUGCCAGCGUGGAUCUACCCUCGCUGUCGGUGAUCCGACUCGACCGGAAUCGCAUCAAUCGGCUGGACGAGGGGGCCUUCACCGACCUGGCCGUCCUCUCCCGCCUCUCCUUAUCGAGGAAUCAUAUCACCGAGGUGUUCGCUGGAGCGUUCCAAAGAAUGCCGGCGUUGAAGACCGUGGAUCUUAAUCACAAUCUAAUACACCGCAUACAUCCGGAAUUUUUCCCGCGCAGACCUAGCAGCAGCUUGGAGGAGUUCUGGCUGAUCGACAACGACCUCAGCCACGUGUCCGAGCUGAGGUCCAUCAUGGAGGCGCUGCCUAGGCUGAAGCUCCUCGACGUCAGCCACAACCAGAUCGAGGAGAUCCCGUUCGGAGCGCUGAGAGGCCAUCCGACGCUGGAGAGGCUUCACCUUGAUCACAACCGAGUGGCCUUUCUGCAAAGGGAGACCUUCACCGCAAUGCCCGCUCUUAGGGAACUGCGUUUAAAGAACAACUCUUUGUCGAACCAGCUCGAGACGCCAUUUUGGAACCUGCCGGCGCUGAAAGGUCUGGAUCUCUCCGGGAACUACUUCCGACACAUCGAGCCCCGACUGCUGACCAAUCUGCCGAGCCUGAGGCGGUUGGACAUGAGCGGGAACGCCAUCGGGAUGAUCGAGCCGGAAUCCUUCCUAGGCACGCCGGCGUUGGAGCACAUCAACAUCUCCGGGAACGCGCUCUCUGUCCUCCAUCCUCUGACCUUCCACCAUUUGAGCAACCUCUACGAGCUGGACGUCGGCUGGAAUCGGAUGCUCGAGAUCGUCCCAGGCCUGCCCGGGAACAUAGAACAUCUGUACAUGCCCAUGAACCGUAUCGUCGUCCUGCCUGCCGUCUCGUCGCAGGAUCUAGCCCUUCCGGUGCUGAGGUCCUUCGAUCUCAGCGCGAACGGGAUCGAACGGAUCUCGCCCGGCACUCUGACCGAUCUGCCGAACAUGAGGAAGCUGAAUCUAGGCUACAAUGCUCUGAGGAUCAUCGAGGACGGCACCUUCGACGGUUUGUCCAGGCUCGAACAGUUGGACCUGAAGUACAAUCGCUUGGUCACCCUCCAUGGCAGAAGCUUCAGGCCUCUCAGAUCGUUGAUGGAUCUCAGCUUGAAGGGCAACCGGCUGGAGGUCCUCAGGCCGGACAUCUUCCAGGAGAAUGUCCGACUGCAGCGGCUCGAUUUGAGCAGGAAUAAUCUGGCGCAAAUCCCUCAUGCCACCUUCUCCAACACCAGAGACCUUCGUGAACUGUACGCGUCGCACAACACUUUGACCGAGUUACCCGGAUCGUUGCACGGCUUAACAGCGCUCCAGGUUCUCGACUUGAGCUUCAACAAGCUGAACAUCCUGUCGCCGGAAACUCUGAGCAGCCUGUCGGCCUUGCUCGAGCUGAAGCUCGUCCGGAAUCGGAUCCGCGAGCUUCGCGAGGGCGCUUUCGACGGGCUGCCGCGACUGUCCUUGAUCGAUCUGGAGAGCAACGAUCUGAGGAUCAUCGAGAGGAACGCGAUCAGAUCUCUGCCGGAGCUGCAGGCGAUAAGGCUCGGGAAGAAUCGAUUGCAGAUAAUCCCGAGCGGAGCUUUCACCGAGCUCCCUUUGCUGCAAAGCGCGGAACUGCAGGAGAAUCGGAUCCAGGAAAUCGCGAGCAACGCGUUCAUUAACGUGCCUCACCUUCUCUUUCUUAAUCUGAGCUACAAUCAUUUGCCGGCGCUGGAUUACGUCGGUCUGGAGAGCCUCCGGUCGCUGGAGGUCCUGGACUUGAGCAACAACCGAUUGUCCAGGGUGUCCAGCACGAGUCUGGCAUCGAUGGAAUGGCUGGUCGAGUUGAAAAUGGAUAACAAUCGGAUUUGCGCCAUCCAAGGCUCGCCUUUCGACGAAAUGCCGCGGCUCCGGGUGCUCAGCCUGAGGAGCAACCGGAUGGCUUCCGUUUCCGAAGCGGCGUUCAAACGAUUGCGAUCGAACAUCGCUGUUCUGGACAUCGAUGGCAAUCCGCUUUCCUGCUCGUGCGGGAUGCUGUGGCUAAGAGGGUGGCUGCAACAGGCGUCUUCGGAGGGUCCAAGGUGUGCCGAUGGGUCGCUGUUCAAAGAAAUCAGGCUGUCUCGCCAGGACUGCCAAAGGGAGAGACACAUCGAUCCAAUUCACCCUGGCUGCGAGGCUGAAAUGAUCGAUUUGGCACCGUACCCCGUGUCCUCCUCGCUGUACGGUGCAACGGAAGUGGUACCGCUCCGUAUGAACAUAAAAGACUCGUCGACGCGACCUCCGUCGCAGGACUCCGACUACCUUUACGAAUACGCCGACUAUCAAGAGACCAGGAACGAAACCACGAACGCGACAAAUCAGUCCUCGCCGACUGCGCAAACAGACGCGACGAAAGUCGUUCAAUCGUCGGAGAAGGUUCAACCGCAGUCGAACAGCACUGUCCCCGUGAAGAAGAACACCUUGAUGCCACCGUCGCCAAGCAGCUCCGGCUUCACCUUCUUCGGGGUGCCCUUGCCCAGUCUGAACUUCAACCUCUGGGGGAACUCGGGCAGGAAAUCGGAGCGGAAGAAUUCAUCCGGAAGACCUGGAAGAGGUCGCUACAGGACUUUCCCGCCGACGGAACCGGAAAUCCACAGGGGUGGAUUCGUGCCUCUGCCUCGUGGACAGGGUGGCUUCGUGCCUAUCGCAGACCCUAGGAUAACGUACCAGAAACAGGCGAAGAAUGAGACCUCGGGGUCGCAGAAUUCUAGCGUUGUGCCGGAGGAGAAGAGACGAUGGAAAAGCGGAAACGGGACGGUGGUGAAGAUCGACAGGACCCAGCUGAGGGCGAGCAGGCCUAAAUUGGGGUUCAAGGAGAGGGAGGAACUGUCCACUGUGGCGACGAGCGAGGCGGACUAUAAGCAACAGCACGAUCUAAGGAACAGUUCCAGUCAUACGAACGCGACGAGAACGUCGGAUUCGAGUGUAGCGGCGGACGAGUCGCCCCAAGAAGCAAACGAGACUUCUGCGGCUGUUGAGAUCCAAGAUGGCCCGGAGGUGAACCAGAAGCCCAGCAGAUUCGAGGAGAAGCCUGAAGCUGAGCUUGCGAAUAGGGUCGUCUGGACAACACCGAAAACAACAGAAGCGACGAAAGAAGUAAAAGGAACGUCAACGGAGACCGUUAAGGGAGAGAAGAACGUCUUCUGGGAACCGGAAGUCGAGUUCCAGGAGACGUCCACGCCGACGACGACUGUUCGAAACGAAGUGAUCGAGGACAGUUCUGUUAUGGCAACCGAGGGUACAGUUCCAACGUCAGAGAACCGGAAGAACGUGUCAGCGUCGCAGUUUUCCAGGGAAACGGAAGCUUCGGCUCUUUCAGCUUUUCUGGUUCCAGGGGGCCAGGUGCCUUCUUCUGGUUCGCCGGCGAACUUGCGUCCCCUAGGUCGACCAACCAUAACGAAGGUCCCUUCGCCGCGUUUAGGGCUCAUGUCCGAGCCGGAGAGGCAGAAAUCGGUGGCCGAGGCUGUUCAGAGGAACGUUGGGACCGCGGAGGAGAUCGUCGAGAAGGACGAGGCCUCGAAUGAAAAUGCCGAAGUGAUCGAGGACAGUUCGUUCAACUGGUACUUCCAGCAUUACAACGACACUAAUCUGGAGCCCUACGUGGGCAUCGCGUACAGUGGAAGCGGGAGGACGUGUCGGUGGACUUUGUUGAGUCAGAUGUGCCUGGUUCUGUACACCUUGAUGUAGAGAGAAGAAGAAAGUUUGUUUCGUCGCGGAGAAUAUCUAGCGCGUUCUCUUUUCAUGCACAGAGUAUGGUUGUUCGAAGGAUAAAGUAAGGAGAUAAGCCUAUUAAUGAAAAACAGCGUGUAUCUCAAAUUAUGUAUCGUACAGGUACAAGCAUGACGAAAAUGCUGUUUUACGGUACACAGUUUCGAUCCUCCCCGGGCGUACGCUUUGCGUGUAGCGUCGGGACUUCGAGGAUUUCCGGAUCGAGAUUUUGCAGACAGACGAAGCUCGAACGGAUCGAGAAAGGCUCGAGGCUCGAGACCCGACGCUACGCCGUCUGAAGCUUCGUAUGACACAAAUGCGAGCCGUUCACCGUGGCCCCCCGCAGAGUAUUGACGAAGAAUAAAUAAAGUCGUGUGCUCGAAUGA